Messenger RNA from Hippoglossus stenolepis (Pacific halibut), 3309 nucleotides. Its product is annotated as lamin-A. The transcript is spliced from 13 exons. Bases 797 to 2728 code for a protein of 643 amino acids. Lineage: Eukaryota; Metazoa; Chordata; Actinopteri; Pleuronectiformes; Pleuronectidae. The record is from RefSeq and is a predicted model, not a curated record.
AUGUAAAAAAAACGUUAUUUGAGAAAUUAGAUAAUAAAAUCUGUCCGUUUGCAAAAGAAACCCAGUGUCUGAAGUCGGCUGGAUCAUCACAAUAUACAGAUUAUAUUACUAUCACAUUGUAAAAGGCUCGAUAUCAUGUGCAUCGUUUCCAGGGGACAGAGGCUGUUUCAGAUCUUUUGAAACAUGAAGAUCUCCCCAGAAGGAGUCUGUACAGAUCGGGUUUAAGAUAUUGAAUAUUUUUAGAAUAUUUGAAGAAAUCCAAAUCUCUGGAGGCGAUGUUACAUAAAAAAAUAAGUGUCUUAAGACUCUAGUUCUGUGUUUCAGGGUCGAAAAACAAAAAGUCUGAAACCUCUUGUGCAACUUGUUCACUUUAACUUCACAGAGAAACACGAGCAGUGCGGGUUUGAGUCAAAUACUGUAAAUGACAGGAACUCAGCUCCCAAACAGCAGAUCUGCUUGAAAUGAUCCGUCGGUGUUGUGUGUGUCUUUGAGUGGACGGUGACUCAUUCAUCCAGCCUGCACAGCCAGAGAGAGAGAGAGAGAGAGAGAGAGAGAGAGAGAGGAACAACCACAGUGCCAAACUUGAGGCCAACCUCUCUCCUCCCAUCUCAUUCUUUCCUACAUGGGCACUCACAGUUUGCAGACAGCGCAGUAACAGACCGAACUCUGUUGGAGAACGAAGACAGACACUCACAUCACCGGAAGACAAAGAGAACUAAGAGAAGAUCCAACAAAAAUCCUCGGAGCAAACUUCUCUCAUCCUCUCAGCAGCUCUCAAAAGUAACAGAUCGGUGCAAUGGCGACACCCAAAACCACUCCGCGAGGUGCCAGCUCACCAAUAUCCCCCAACCGCAUCACCCGGCUGCAGGAGAAGCAGGACCUGUCCAACCUCAACGACCGUCUGGCCGUGUACAUCGACAAGGUCCGCUACCUGGAGAACGAGAAUGCCGGCCUGCGUCUGCGCAUCACCGAGUCCGAGACGGAGGUCAGCCGGGAGCUGACGGGCCUGAAGGCCGCCUACGAAACCGAGCUGGCCGAUGCCCGUCAGACCCUGGACUCCGUGGCCAAAGAGCGAGCCCGUCUGCAGCUGGAGCUGGGAAAGCUGAAAGACGACUACAAGGAGCUGAAAGCCAGGAACACCAAAAAGGAGUCCGAGUUGGCCGGAGCGCUGCAGAGAGUCAAAGACCUGGAGGCUCUGCUGAACUCGAAGGACGCGUCCCUGACCACGGCUCUGGGGGAGAAGCGUAACAUCGAGGUGGAAAACAGGGACCAGAGGGCCCAGGUUGCCAAGCUGGACACCAGUUUGAGCGACGCCAAGAAGAAGCUCCAGGACGAGAUGCUGAGGAGAGUGGACGGAGAGAAUCGCAUCCAGACUCUCAAGGAGGAGCUUGAGUUCCAGAAGAACCUCCAGGCGGAGGAGCUGCGGGAGACAAAGCGGCGUCAUGAGUCUCGUAUGGUCGAGUUGGACAACGGCCACCAGCAGGAGUUUGAGAGCAAACUGGCGGAGGCGCUGGUGGAGUUGCGUUCCCAGCACGACCUGCAGAUCAAAAUGUACAAGGACGAUAUUGGGAAGACCUACAACUCUAAGCUGGAAAACGCUCGCCAGUCGGCGGACAGGAGCAGCCACCUGGUGGGAGAAGCACACGAGGAGCUGCAGCAGACACGGAUCCGCCUGGAGUCCUCGUCGUCUCAGCUCAGCCAGCUGCAGAAACAGCUGUCGGCCUGUGAGGCGAAGGUGAGGGACAUGGAGGCCGCUCUGUCUCGGGAGCGGGACACCACCCGUCGCCUGCUGGGAGACAAGGACAGAGAGAUGGCCGAGAUGAGGCAGCGGAUGCAGCAGCAGCUGGAUGAGUAUCAGGAGCUGCUGGAUGUCAAGCUGGCUCUGGAUAUGGAGAUAUGUGCCUACAGGAAGCUGCUGGAGGGGGAGGAGCAGAGACUGCGACUGUCCCCCAGUCCUCCGCCCACUAGAGUGGCAGGAAGUCGUUCCUCUACCUCGGCAGCUCACUCUCGAUCCGUCCACUGCAGCGCUCAGAGCUCUCCCACCAAGAGGCGCCGGGCCAACGACACCGACAGCGAGGCCUCCAGCUUCGCAGGAGGAGCUGUGGCCCGCACUCGCAUCACCCAGCAGGCGUCGGCCAGCGGGCGGGUCACUGUGGAGGAGGUGGACCAGGAGGGGAAAUAUGUCCGACUCAGCAACAAAGCAGAUGAGGAUCAGAAUCUAGGGAGCUGGCAGGUGAAGCGACAGGUGGGGUCGGGCGCAGCCAUCAGCUUCAAGUUCCCGACUAAAUUCACCCUGAAGGCCGGGCAGAGGGUGACGAUCUGGGCCUCUGGUGCUGGCGGAGCCCACAAUCCUCCCUCUGACCUGGUGUGGAAGACUCAGACGUCCUGGGGCACCGGGGACUUGUUCCAGACGACUCUGAUCAGUGCCAGCGGAGAGGAAAUGGCAAUGAGGAAAGUCACCCGCAUACAGUUUGAAGACGAGGACGAUGACAUGCAGGUGGCUCACAGCACUUGCGGGGACGGUGAGUACAACCUGCGGAGCCGGACCGUGGUCUGCGGCUCCUGCGGACUUCCCUCGGACAAAUCCAGCAACUGCUCCGUGACCUCGGCCUCCCGCUCCUUCCGCAGCGGAGGCAUCUCCGAGGGUUUACUGCCCCACUCCUACGUGUUCAGCAGCAGCACUCCUCGCAGGGCUGGAUCCAGAGUGGAGACCUGUCCAAUCAUGUGAGCCCCGGGAUCAGCGAUGGAAACACGUAGACUCUGUUAGUUUUCAGUUAUUUAGUCCUUUAGUUAAAAGUCGUAGUUUUUAAGUCCAUUUCCUGUGAGUAAUUCCCAAGAUCUUGUAUGCAAUAAAACUUUAUACUGCUUUUUUAUAAUGUACAUAGGCAUGCAUACAACAUAUAUUCUUGAAUUUAAAUGGCGAUGUAAGCAGCCAUUUUUAUUUUUAUUGGUGUCAUUAAGAAUUGGAAACUUCUGCCAGUUUUCCACCCGACAGUAAAAGAAGAAACUAGCAGCAAUUUUAACACAUUAACAAAUUAAAGCAACAGUUUGGUCAAAUUUAUUCUAAAAGAAUGUUACUGGUAAAUUAGUGGUGGGUGAAAUUCACAGCUACUGUAACUUUAAAGAUCAGGCUUGACUUAUUAUACUAUCACAUCAGAUUCGCAUCACGCUCUGUAAACAUACUGACGCAGCAGGGCUGCAGGGAACUGAGUAAAUUUCUUCUGGAGUUAAAGUAAAGUGACUCCAACCCUGCAGAUCCACAGAAUAUUAUGUAUUUUUGACUGAUUUUAAUAAACAUGUUUUCAGAAA